AUGUGGGCCUGCCUCGUUCUCCCAGCUGACUACAAGACCUUCUCCAUCAGCCAGGGGCUCGUCAAGUUGGGGAUCCACAGCGUGACGGGACGCAAGGUGGCGGUGAAAAUCGUGAACAGAGAAAAACUCAGCGAGUCCGUGCUCAUGAAGGUGGAGCGCGAGAUCGCGAUCCUGAAGCUCAUCGAGCACCCGCACGUCCUCAAGCUCUAUGACGUCUACGAGAACAAGAAAUACCUGUACCUGGUACUGGAGCACGUGUCUGGCGGGGAGCUGUUCGACUACCUGGUGAAGAAGGGGCGGCUCACGCCCAAGGAAGCGCGCCGGUUUUUCCGGCAGAUAAUCUCGGCCCUCGACUUCUGCCACAGCCACUCCAUCUGCCACAGGGACCUCAAGCCCGAGAAUCUGCUGCUGGACGAGAAGAACAACAUCCGCAUCGCCGACUUCGGCAUGGCGUCGCUGCAAGUCGGGGACAGCCUGCUGGAGACGAGCUGCGGGUCCCCCCACUACGCGUGCCCUGAAGUCAUCCGCGGGGAGAAGUACGACGGGAGGAAGGCCGACGUCUGGAGCUGCGGGGUCAUCCUCUUCGCCCUGCUCGUGGGCGCCCUGCCGUUCGACGACGACAACCUGCGGCAGCUGCUGGAGAAGGUGAAGCGCGGCGUGUUCCACAUGCCGCACUUCAUCCCCCCCGACUGCCAGGCGCUGCUGCGCGGCAUGAUCGAGGUGGACGCCGAGAAGAGGCUGCAGCUUGAACAGGUUCAGAAGCACUCGUGGUACCUGGUGGGCAUCAAGAACGAGCCGGAGCCCGAGCGGCCGGCCCCGCGCCGCGUGGCGCUGAGUGCGGCGGCGCUUCGCGGCGCCGGCGCCGAGGCGCUGGACCCGGACGUCCUGGACUGCAUGCACUCGCUGGGCUGCUUCCGUGACCGCGACAAGCUCACGCACGACCUGCUGUGCGCGCAGGAAAACCAGGAGAAGAUGAUCUACUUCCUGCUUCUCGACCGCAAGGAGCGCUACCCCAGCCAGGAGGACGAGAACCUCCCCCAGCGCAACGAGAUCGACCCCCCGCGCAAGCGGGUCGACUCGCUGCUGCUGCACCGCCAGGGCAAGUGGCGUCCCGAGCAGAAGUCCAUGGAGGUGCUGAGCGUGACGGAGCGCGACGGCUCGCCCGUGACGGCACGGCGCGCCCUGCAGAUGGCGCAGCACGGGCAGAGGUCUCGCUCCGUGAGUGGAGCCUCCUCGUGUUUGGCCUCCAGUCCCAUCAGCAGUCCCAAGGUGACGCUGCUGCCCUCCCCGGGGAGCCCGGCGCACGCGCCGCUGACUCCGCACGGCCAGCCGGCGCUCGCCGCCGCCGGCGGCGGGGGCGGCUGCGGCGGCGGAGGCUCCGACAGCCCCCUGCAGGCGCUGUCCCCGGCCAACACCCCCCCCUCUAGCCCCAGCGUGGGCGCCGGCGGGGGCGGAGGGGCGCUCUGGAGGAACCGGCUGCACUCGUUCAAGCACACCUUCCUGGGAUCGCCGCGCUUCCACCGCAGGAAGCUGCAAGUUCCCACGCAGGAAGAGAUGUCAGGCCUCACCCCGGACUCCUCGCCCGAGCUGGCCAAGCGCUCGUGGUUCGGUAAUUUCAUCGGCGCCGAGCGGGAGGAGCAGGUCCUAGUGGUGGUGCGGGACAAACCCAUCAGCUCCAUCAAGGCCGACCUCGUGCACGCCUUCCUGUCUAUCCCCAGCCUGAGCCACAGCGUGGUGUCACAGGCGAGCUUCCGCGCCGAGUACAAGUGCACGGGAAGCCCCGUCGUCUUCCAGAAGCCGGUCAAGUUCCAGGUUGACAUCACCUUCGCCGGCGGAGGGUCUGGCCACAAGGAGGGAAUUUACUCCGUGACCUUUACCCUCAUCUCAGGACCCAACCGGAGGUUCCGCAAGGUGGUGGAGGUGAUCCAGGCGCAGCUGGUCCACUCCCACGACCAGCCGUGCGUGCAGCAGCUGAGCGAUGAGCGGAGCAAUGGCCGGGGCGCUCCGGGCACGGGGGGGACGCCGGUGCACCACCACCACCAACAACAACAACCCCGGCGCUCUCACGCCGACAACAACGGAGGCAGCAGUUCGAGCUGCGGGGGUGCUGUCGGCGGCGGCGGCGAUGACGGAGGGGAGGAGUUGGAGGGGGGGGCGCUCGGAGGCGCCGAGGGGCCGCACUGCUCCACCUCGUACGGUGGCGGCGGCAGCGGUGGUGGCGGUGGUGGCGGUGGUGGCGGCGGUGGUGGUGGCGGCGGUGGUGGUGGUGGUGGUGCUGGCGGUGGUGGCGGUAGUGGUGCUGGCAGUGGUGCUGUGGCACAGACCCCGGCCACACCGGCCAAGAGGGCGUGAGGAGGGCCACGCGGAGUGGACUGCUGCUGCUGCUGCUGCCAAAGGGCGGCCACGCUACUCAGCCGGAGAGACACUCAGGCAGACAGACACUCAGUCACACACUCAGGCAGACAGACACUCGGUCAGAUACUCAGCCAUGCACUGAGCCAGACACUCAUUCAGACACUCAGAUAGGCACUCGACAGACACUCAGAUAGGCACUCAUCCAAUCCCACACUCACCCAGCCAAUCGCUCACCCAGAUAGACAAUCACCCAACCAGACAGACAAUCAGCCAACCACCCGGCUUUCUGGUUGACCGACCAUUCACUCACCCACCCAGGCACCAAGCCAACCGGCCGGCCAGCCAGCCAGCCAGCCAGCCUGCCAGACAGUCACCCCGAGAGCUACCCAGAACCGAGCCAAAUCCACCAGCCACUCAAGACACCCAGAGGAUACUCAGCCAUCCAAACAAACACGGCCCACGCGGAUGGAUCUCCGUCCGUACGACUCAUCCCCCGCACUGCCCCCACAGUGAGCAUGCGCCCGUGCGGCGUAACCCGGUCCGUUCGCACGUCAGUUGCCGGAACCACAGAGGCGUGCGGGGGCAUUCGAACGCAGCCCAGUCUCCCCGUGUGUCCGUCCGUCCGUGCGUCUCCGCGCGUCGUCGCCCUGUCCAGCGUGUGCCUUCAACACGCUGCGACGUCCCCCUGGCGACAGCAAAGGCCGAACCAAAUGGCACGGCUGCAGUGGGGGGGGGGGGGGGGGGCGCAACGCCGUGCCAUGCGUCCCCCCCCCCCGCACCGUCAACGCCAAACUCACCGCUGCAAUCCCAGCUGCUCAGUAUUGCCGGCUCCGCGUUUUUGAAUUCACCGCCCUGGGCCUCCCCCCCGCCCCCCCCGCCCCCCCACUCGGAACCACCACCGUCCCUCGAGAAUUUGUCCAAGUUUGUCUCGUCGGGGGCGGCUAUUUCGUAAUCGUCAAUUGGGACCUCUCUCGCCGCUCGGUCUCGGACCAUCAACUCGGCCUGCCCCAGGAGCAGCCUGGACUUGGUUGUGAACCCAGGUCUGCAGCAGCGACGACGGCGCCAGCCGGCGUGCUCACCGGAUGCGAGAACACGGCGCCGCUCACGUUUCAUCGGUUUCUACUCCGGUUACAGAGCGGCGAAGCUGCUUCGGUCAACGACUCCAAAUCAUCAUCGCCGUUGGUUGCCGAGAAAAUAAUUCUAGAUUUGAAGCUUUCGCGACUGCAAGGAUUCAUAUUCUUAGGUUUUUUCGGUAAAGUUACGUAGGUAAAAAAUAAAAAAUAAAAUUUUUUUUUACCUACUUGACUUUCUUUACCGGUAAAGUCACGUAGCUAAAAAAUAAAAAAAUAUUUUUUUACAUUUUUACCUACGUGACUUUACUGAAAAAACCUAGGAAUGAGAAAAUAAUUGAGGAUAAAUAAUUUAAUCGAACGAUACGCCUCCUACCGCGCAUCAAAAUAAAUACGUACAUUUCUUACACUGUUUAAGCUCUUUCUUCAACUAUUAACUACUGUCACAAUUCAUCUUCUUGGUUCUUUCGGUAAAGUCACGUAGAAGGGAAAUAAUAAAAUAAAAAUAAUUAAACAUAAUAAAAUACAAUUCUCACGACGUUUCGGCCACAACGCAAGCAGCCGUCCUCAGGUGAAGAACAGGUCUGUCGGAAAGACAGCGUCUGAAUGAACACCACCAAGCUUGAACAGGGCUGUCUUUCCGACAGACCUGUUCUUCACCUGAGGACGGCUGCUUGCGUUGUGGCCGAAACGUCGUGAGAAUUGUAUUUUAUUAUGUUUUAUUACUUUAUUAUUUCCCUUCUACGUGACUUUACCGACAGAACCAAGAAGAUGAAUCCCUGCAGUCACGAAAGCUUUAAAUCGAAAUUUAACCGCCACAAUUGUUUUUCUUUCUAUUUUACCGCGUAAGCCCCCCGCUGAGCCGCGUCUCUCUCUUUUUUUUUCUUGACCCAUCGAAACAAAAAACGACGGCUCGACGACAAGUGGAGGGGGGCUCGUGCCAUCGCGUGCGAAAUCUUUAUUUGUAACAGCAGCAGCCAAAUAUUCGCGCUCGAGUAUAAUCCUCGUGGGCGGCGUGGGAAGAUGUCGCGGUGCGGCUCAAACGACGCGCUCCCAGAGGGUGCCGUGCGGACGUCGGCAAAAAAAAAAACUAAACGCUCGGAUUGCGCGGAGAGACGGAGGCAUACACGGUGCCGCAUUUGAUUCCUUUCUUUCUGUAAAUGUAUUUUUAGGCCGUUAGCGGAGCACGUGGCCAGACUUGUCCUCUCCUCUAUCUCCACCGGGGUUGUUAAAGAUGCCGGGGUAACAGCACCCGCUCGCGCGCGUGUACGAAACUAUCAACGAUAAGUAUAUUUAAAUAUAACAUACGAUCGCUUAAUAAUAACGACAUCAUCAUUACUAAUAACGAUGUAAUAUUGAUCAUAAGAGUCACAUGCACAAAUAUAGCACUACUUCGGUUUUAAGUCUCGGCGGGCGGACGGGUAGUGUUUAUUAAUUAUUAUAAUAAUUAUUGAGAAUGAUGUACACUGUUAGACAGCAGACAUAUUUCAAGUAAAAAAGAUGAAAAUGGAAAAAAAAAUACGACAAUAUAUUAUACGGAUAUUUUACACGAAGCAGGAAAUUAUUCAAAGGCCGCGGUGCUUGCUGUGGGUUUCGCGGUAAGCCCGUCGCAAAAGUGCCGCUCGCGAACAAUAAUCUCUCACUCUUCCAGAUGAAUGCCAGGCGACUUGGAUGAGCCGCCGCUUUGCCGGUCGUCAAAUCCGGCGACGCUCUUAGCAGGAGCCGUUUCAGAUAUCUUUUGCUGCUAACGCUGCCGUUGUUGAUAAUGAUGACGAUGCAUUUGUUUGCGGAUGCAAAUUUGACGGGACGACAAAACAAAAAAAACUACUACUGAUGCUUUUCGACGGAGUUGCACCCCAACUUUGUUUGGGGGGGGGGGGGGAAAUAUACGGUAUGCACUUUUGUGUUUGUUACGUUACAGGGCUUUGUUCUUGUCGUUGUUAUCGAACUUGCGUUGCACUUUUGCCUUAUGGCCGGGUCCACACCUUGAGCGAUCGGUUGCAUACAACUUUGGUUGCACGGUUGCAUGCAUCUUCAGUUGCCUGUAUUGCGGGAAACUUUGGCAGAGGCGCCCUCCAGAAAAAUAAGUUGCCGUGCCACGCAUGCAGGCUGCAUCCCAGUGAGGCUUUCCUGGGUAAACAAGCGGAAUGUUAAUCCCUCUCCGAGACGUCUGCAAGUUGCAGAGUGUUACCGUUAAGGACGUCGUACUCACCGCAGAGAACUGUAGCGACACGUUAUAUUUCGAUUUAAAGCUUUCGUGACUGCAGGGAUUCAUCUUCUUGGUUCUUUCGGUAAAGUCACGUAGAAGGGAAGUA
Lethenteron reissneri (Far Eastern brook lamprey) is the source of this 5740-nucleotide messenger RNA. Its product is annotated as serine/threonine-protein kinase BRSK2-like. Lineage: Eukaryota; Metazoa; Chordata; Hyperoartia; Petromyzontiformes; Petromyzontidae. The record is from RefSeq and is a predicted model, not a curated record. Gene Ontology annotation, biological process: intracellular signal transduction; protein phosphorylation. Gene Ontology annotation, molecular function: protein serine/threonine kinase activity; ATP binding. Gene Ontology annotation, cellular component: cytoplasm.